AUGGAAAUCUCAACCUUCCUCGUCCCUACCCUGCUCGCUCUCUCCCUCUACCGCUUCUUCACAGUCGGCCGCUUUGAAGCCCCAGCCCUCCUCACCACAUACAUCUUCCUCAGCUCCAUCCUCCCCUUCGCCAAAAAUGCAUACACAGCUUCACGCACCGGCAUGCCACGCAUCCACGUCUUCUGGCACCCGCAUUCAUUCAUCUGGAUGGUAGCCGGCGUCCCCUUACGACCCUACCUAAAACAUUACCUCCCAAACUGGAUCUGGGAUCGUCUCGCCCCCACAAUCUACGGCUGGGAAUUCCAAGAAGGAAUGCGACCCUUUGAAAACUUUGCCGCGCCGCAAGGUGACAGGAAGACGUUCUGGUUGGUGAGUUGUGGUGCGGAGCUGGAACUUUAUACUUGGGAUCGAGAUAUUGUAAAGCAGGUCUUGAUGAGACAUCAAUACUUUCAUCAGUUGAAGUUGACGGCGUUUUUUCUGGAGAAGUUUGGGAAGUCGUUGUUUACGAGUAAUGGGGAGUCGUGGGCACGGCAGAGGAAGGUUCUGGCUGCGGUUGUUAAUGAGAAGAUCAGUAAGACGGUGUUUGGGGAGACGGUUAGGCAGGCUGAGGGGUUGGUUGAGGAGGUGAUCAGGAAGGAUGCGAUGAGUGGUGGGAAAGGCGUUGCGGAGACGAAUCGGAUUUUUGAUAUGCUGAAGAAAGUGACAAUCCACGUUCUGAGUGGAGCUGGGAUGGGAACAACUGUGUCUUGGUCUAAUGAUGGUGGGGAGAAGAAAUUAAAACCAGGGAUGAAGAUGGACUAUAUGGACGCCUGCAAAAUUGUCACUGGAGCUACUAUGGGCCCGAUCAUUCUGCCGCAAUGGUUCACCUCUAACUAUCCCUCCUUCCUACCUGGACACGACUUUAUGCGAAACCUCAGCAUUGCUAUGCGCGAGUUCCCAGUACAUACCGGUGACCUUCUCAAUUUAGAGCGAGAACGUCAAAGAAAUACUUCCGCAGCUGCAAGUACCACUGGCAACGCAAUGUCCGCCCUCCUCCAACACGCCAAAACCGAAGAGAACCCCAACGGCCUAACGGAAGACGAAAUCCGAGGCAACCUCUUCAUCUUCACCGUCGCAGGCUUCGAAACCACAGCAAACACCCUCAGCUACACCAUAAUGCUCUUGAUCCUCCAUCCCUCAUGGCAAAAAUGGCUCUUCGAAGAAAUCGACUCGAUCAUACCCGCUUCAGGACCUACAGAUGAGGAACUCGACUACCAAACUCUAUUUCCCAAAUGUCAGCGCAUCCUAGCCUUCAUGUUCGAAACCCUCCGCUUCCAUCCACCGCUAGUCCACAUCGUCAAGGAAACGCAAGGCGAACAGAUCCUCGUCACGGAGAAAGGGAAAGAACUCCGUGUCCCGGAUGGCACGUUAGUGUACCUCGAUGCCGUCGCGCUCCAUCUGGAUCCCGAAGUUUACCGGAACACCAAUCUUGACAGCGCUCGCUACGAGAAAGAAUCUGACGAUGAUGAGCUCAAGUUCCGGCCGACGAGGUGGUUGCAUCAAAGCUCGGAUUCGAAGAUUACGAUGUUCGCGCCUCCGAAAGGUUCGUUUUUAUCUUGGUCCAUGGGGCCUAGGGGUUGUCCUGGGCAGAAGAUGAGUCAGGUGGAGUUUGUAGCUGUGAUUUUGACGUUGCUGAGGAGGCAUUCGAUUGAGGUGGUGAAGUUUGAUGGGGAGAGUGAUGAGGAGGCGACUGCGAGAAUUGAGAGGUGGGUUGCGAAUAGUUUUAGUAAAGCUACGUUGGAGAUGAGUGGGGUGUAUGAUAUUUCUGGGGAAGAAGUAGGUUUUAGAGUGGGAUUGAGGAGGAGGAGAUGA
Messenger RNA from Pseudocercospora fijiensis CIRAD86, 1851 nucleotides. RefSeq lists its product as uncharacterized. The transcript has a single exon. Gene Ontology annotation, molecular function: oxidoreductase activity, acting on paired donors, with incorporation or reduction of molecular oxygen; heme binding; iron ion binding. NCBI's taxonomy places the organism in Eukaryota, Fungi, Ascomycota, Dothideomycetes, Mycosphaerellales, Mycosphaerellaceae. Bases 1 to 1851 code for a protein of 616 amino acids. The record is from RefSeq and is a predicted model, not a curated record.